AUGAUUCAGACCGAUCGCUUAUACUCCGCAGACGAACUGUACAUGCUUCAGCAGGGCGAGGAUAAACUCUUUCGGGAGUAUGCAGCCCGAUUCAGUCACAAGUACUCCCGCUGUCCGGACAUCGACGAUCGCACUUCCUUUGGUGCCUUCAAGAGUGGUCUCCGUGAGUCCAACUUCCGCUACUUAGUUCAUAGCAACAGUUGGAACACAUAUGUAAAGUUAAUGAAGCAGGCAGCAGUUCACGCCAAGGCUGAAUACUUCAAUUCUAAGCGUGGCCCAGCUACCCUGGCGCGUAGCACCUUCGCUGAUUCUCCACCUGCUUCAGUACCUGCCCUAGCCUCACCUCAGCAUUCUGCUCCCACCCCAAGCACCCAAGGUACCCCGCAAUAA
Messenger RNA from Prunus armeniaca (apricot), 390 nucleotides. The record is from the annotation of a GenBank genome assembly. NCBI's taxonomy places the organism in Eukaryota, Viridiplantae, Streptophyta, Magnoliopsida, Rosales, Rosaceae.